GGAUAUCAACAUGCGACUGAUAGCAACAGUAGGCGCGAUCGUUCUGCUGCUGGGAUCUUGUACGGCCAAUCAGGACUUCCUGACGAACUCUUUGAACGAAUGUGUGAAGACGGAGUCCUGGACGUCCUGUUUGAAGCAUCAAGUUUUGGCUUAUCUCGACAACAAACUGGGAAUCACCACGGGAGCGAGAUCGCUCGAAACCGUUGACGAGGCAAUCAUUGCCAGGACCUUCAAGUAUCUCAAGAGUUUCGAUUACGGUGUUGAUUUACCGUUCGUCGAUGCCAGCUUAAAGUACAGACCUAGCAGGAGCCUGGCAGACCUUGACGUCGAAUUCAAGGACAAUGACGUAGCUACGAGUCAAGCGCGAGGACUUUUGAAGAAGAAACUCCUGCUACCGUUUUUGCUGCUGUUGAAAUUGAAGCUGAAGGCUCUAAUGCCCAUCUUUGUCGCCAUUAUUGGAUUAAAAGCAUUAAAGGCUCUUGUCUUGUCGAAGCUUGCCAUUCUUAUCGUGAUUGGAUUUGUCGCCAUGCAGUUCUUCAAGAAAGGUGGCAUGAUGAUGCCGAUGGGAAUGUCCAUGGAGCCGGCAUCGGCAUAUGGUGCUCCACCUAUGCUCUCGACGACGUCGAGCUACGAUCCCGUCAAUACGUGGGAUGGCAACGGUCCUUAUUCCCGCGUUUGGACACCAAGCAAUGGUGUGGAAGCCCAAAAUCUUGCUUACAGCUACUACACGCCCGGCAGCAGCUCCAGCUCGUACAACUCAGUGGGAUCCUCCUCGUCAUCCUCAUCUUCAAGCAGCUCAACGAACUACAACUGAACUCGUUCUAAUGUCCCACUAACGACGCAUCGAUCAAUCGUCUGAUGUUGCCCUCGUAAACGCAUUCCCGAUCGUACGUCGGCAAAUAAGAUACGACCAAAGAAACGCACGCCAAAUAAUCAAGUAGCUCACUGAUCGACGCCGGCGCGACGUCAGUAUCGUUCAAGUUCAAAGACUGUCGGCACCGUGCCGACUAUAAUCGUAGAAUUGUUACGUCGGUUUCAACAAAACUCGCAUCGAGCUCGACGGAUUUGUUAGCUUAUCGAGAAAUUAGUGGCGCUAAUUAAAUUUUUGAUUAAGCUUAAGAAUCCGUAAUAUUCCCCUCUAAUCGUGACAUUACUACGUCUGACAUUCGGAAUAUGUUGGCAAGUGGAAUUAAAUUAAAUUUCUUUCCUUUUGGAAAAUUCACGGAGUAUCGAUAAAGCUGGUUCGUCAGUUUUCCUUAAAUAUAACGUGUAAAUACACGCCGAAGAAUAAUUAGCAAUGUUCAUCUUUGCAUACAUUCAAGUGUUUGUAAAAGAUAUUGACAAUGUAACUGUCAAUAUAUCGGAAUAUUGCCGAAUAUAUUUGCGAGGCAAUACAAAAUUAUUUCUUCGGUGGACAUUUUUGAUUAUUUAUUUUUUUGUGUGACAUAAUUAUUUAUU
This is a messenger RNA of Vollenhovia emeryi, 1458 nucleotides long. RefSeq lists its product as uncharacterized. Bases 11 to 814 code for a protein of 267 amino acids. The transcript has 2 exons. NCBI's taxonomy places the organism in Eukaryota, Metazoa, Arthropoda, Insecta, Hymenoptera, Formicidae. The record is from RefSeq and is a predicted model, not a curated record.